Molecule: messenger RNA, 1145 nt
Organism: Coregonus clupeaformis (lake whitefish)
Lineage: Eukaryota; Metazoa; Chordata; Actinopteri; Salmoniformes; Salmonidae
Product: reticulon-3-B
Exons: 7
Coding region: 165-815 (216 amino acids)
Biological process (GO): endoplasmic reticulum tubular network formation; brain development; neuron differentiation
Cellular component (GO): postsynaptic density; neuron projection
Source: RefSeq, a predicted model, not a curated record
GAAUACUGUGGUCAGAAAUACCAUUUACAAAGCGACCAACGGGUUUGGGGAGUCAACUGAGCACCAUCCGUCGUCCAUAAAACAUAUAUAUUUUUGAGGAUUUUGACCAGAACAUACUUAUUAUUAAUCAUAUUUUGGUUGUCUCGUUAGAAAUCAUCACAAAAAUGGCAGAUCCGACUACACAGUCUGCCCAGAUUUCGUCCUCGCUGAACGCUUCAUCGACAAAAGAAUCCUCAUAUUACGUGAUGAAGAUGGUGUACUGGCGGGACCCAAAGAAGUCUGCGGUGGCCUUUGGCAUGUCCCUGCUGGUCCUUGUGUCCCUGGCUACCUUCAGCGUCAUCAGUGUGGUCUCCUACCUGCUGCUGGCACUGCUCUGUGUCACAAUCACCUUCCGCGUCUACAAGUCUGUCAUUCAGGCAGUGCAGAAGUCUGAAGAGGGCCACCCCUUCAAGGUUCUGAUGGAGAAGGACCUGACUGUUCAGCCUGAGACUUUCCGUAAAUAUGUGGAUGUGUGUCUGACCUAUGUGAAUCAUGCCAUCAAACAGGCCAGGCACCUGCUGCUGGUGGAGGACCUGGUGGACUCACUUAAGCUGGCUGGUUUCAUGUGGCUGAUGACCUAUGUGGGAGCUGUCUUUAAUGGCAUCACCAUCCUGAUACUGGCUGAUAUCAUCUUCUUCAGCACGCCUCUGGUUUAUGAGAAAAAUAAAACUCAGAUCGAUAAAUACAUUGAACUGAUUCGCACCAGAGUUGAAGUCACACUUGCAAAGCUUCAAGAUAAACUCCCUGGGGCAGUAAAGCGCACCAAAGCAGAGUGAUUGUCCAUGAACCCUAUUCAACAAUGAAUCUCUCUCCCUUAUACUUCCCUUAUACUGCAACCCCAGUCCUACACUUUCAAAUGCAUUCCCAGCGUCAAACUAGUGGCAAAGUCAUCGCUCGAUAUUCUAUGUACCGUAACUAACUUGCAUAGGGUGCAAUGCUCGUAUUUUGUUGUUGGAGCCAUCCACAUUCUGUACAUUGUCUUUGAGGAUCAAGAGACAAUGUACUCGUUAACAGAUGAUUCCUGUUUGAACCGGGGCGGCAGGUAGCUUAGUGGGUAAGAGCGUUGUGCCAGUAACCGAAAGGUCGCUGGUUCUAAUCCCCGAGCC